CAAAGGCGCGAUGCCACUGGCCACCACCAACCGCGCUGUCCAUUCGUGGUCCGGCUCAAGUUAACACACGACCAGUGCAAUGUCAGGAUGGCCUCCAUUCCAGCGAAAAUUAGCAAGGGGCGGGCCCCCGGCCGGCCGACCGCACGUCACCGGCCACCGGCGUGUGUCAGGAACGCGAUCUCGAGCCCGAUCUCGUUGCAUACACUGCGUUCGCGCGCCACCGGCGGCCACGGAAGACGCAAGCCACUGACGCGACGCCUCAAGAAGGCCGGCCGGCCGGCUGGCAUGGCCCUGGCUAAGGCGCUCGCAUCGGGGCGCACCGGCAGCGGCACCGGCCGGCCGGCCGGCGCACGCGGUAUGAACGCUUAUAUGAAGCCGACGAACUAUUCCAGUCCAAGUGUGUACUACAAAAUGGAGAAAUCUUCCGGAACGAAAGAAGUAGUGAACGGCUCGUCAUCUCGCGCAUCUGUGAUGAUCUUGUAAUUUGGUGCAAACGUCUUAGAAAUGUAACUCUUGUAAACAGUCUCAAGGACUGACUUGUUUUUCUUCUUUCGUGUAUCUCUGUUUCUAACUCCAGUUGCUGGAGAACUCUCGGUUAUAUUUAUCUCAACGUUUUUUUGUCAAAAAAAAAAUCUACCUAUGGCGGGUCCGCUUCAAUGGUCAGGAUUUUGUUCCUCCGCGCGCCACGUGAAUUGCAGCAGACCGGGUAUAUAUCUUUUCCGCUGCAGUCAAGAUUCCAAUGGAAAUCUCGAAGAUGUGUUGCGUGAUCCUUACAGGCCCGAGAAUUGGCGAGCAGCCUGGUCUGUAAUGUGACUGGGGAUGUACUGACGGUCUUCAUAUAGCGCGACACAUGUUUGACAUAUCAACCACGAUGUACUCCAAAGUCAGGAUCACCAAGAUCAAAUCAUGGUGUUUUCUUUUUCUAAAGGACCAAUGAAACCAGCUUGGACGAUCAAACCACUGAAUCCGUUCAUGGG
This is a messenger RNA of Sorghum bicolor (sorghum), 977 nucleotides long. RefSeq lists its product as uncharacterized. The record is from RefSeq and is a predicted model, not a curated record. The coding region runs from base 88 to 483 and encodes 131 amino acids. The transcript has 2 exons. NCBI's taxonomy places the organism in Eukaryota, Viridiplantae, Streptophyta, Magnoliopsida, Poales, Poaceae.